AUGAACGUAUGGAUAGCCGCGAGUGACGGGAAUUUAGAGAAGGUCGAAUCAUUCUUUUCGGCCGGUUUUGGACCUGAAUCCAAAGAUCCAAACGGAUAUACACCAGUACACGCAGCAGCAGCAUAUGGUCACAUAGAUUUGCUGCGUAAGCUGUGCUCAGCACCUUACAACGGGGAUAUCAACGUGCGAGACAACGAUGGUGACACCCCAUUGCAUCAUUGCGAAGAUUUAGCGACAGGUCGAGUUAUCGUGGAAGAGCUAAAAGCUGACCGGGAUUUGCAAAAUAACGAGGGCAAGACGGCACUGGAAGUGUUGGAAGAAGACUCGGAAUUUCCAGAGCUCAUCGAUUAUCUACGGGAAAAAAGCGGUGUUGUACAGCAAUCGGACGGCAUCGACAACGAACAGAUGGCGCAGUUCAAGGACAACUUGCGUUACACUUUGGAAAAUGAGCCAGAGAGUAAUGAUCCAGAAAGUUUGGCUCGUCGCCAAAAGAUACAACAGAUUCUGGACGGUGGAAACGCAGACCAGGAACUCGAACAGUACUUACGUGAGCUGAUACGGUCGCAAUGGACAGAGACGGAAGAACCCGACGUAAAACGCAGAAAGGAUUGA
Messenger RNA from Lachancea sp. 'fantastica', 612 nucleotides. The record is from the annotation of a GenBank genome assembly. Lineage: Eukaryota; Fungi; Ascomycota; Saccharomycetes; Saccharomycetales; Saccharomycetaceae.